Molecule: messenger RNA, 687 nt
Organism: Monoraphidium neglectum
Lineage: Eukaryota; Viridiplantae; Chlorophyta; Chlorophyceae; Sphaeropleales; Selenastraceae
Exons: 5
Coding region: 1-687 (228 amino acids)
Biological process (GO): protein phosphorylation; signal transduction
Cellular component (GO): cytoplasm
Molecular function (GO): protein kinase activity; ATP binding
Source: RefSeq, a predicted model, not a curated record
AUGCACCGUGCAGCGCUCGCCCGGGGCAUCAGCGACAAGCGGCUGCGUGCGUACAUCACGCUCCAGGCGGCACAUGGCAUGGAGUACCUCCACCUCAACUACAUGGUGCACUUUGACCUCAAGUGCGACAACCUGCUGUGUGAUCUGCGGGAUCUCAACAAGCCGGUGGUCAAGAUCGGGGACCUGGGGCUGUCGAAAACAAAGAAGGGCUCCUUUGUCAGUGGCAACAUGCGAGGGACGCUGCCGUGGUGCGCGAUGGCCCCGGAGCUGUUCCCGUCGGUGCCGGCGGCGGUGUCCGGCGUACACACGCGCAAGGAGGCGGAGGACCGGGUGGACGUCUUCAGCUUCGGCAUCUGCAUGUGGGAGAUCUGGACCCUGGGGGAGCAGCCCUACCCGAACCUCAGCCUUCAGGAGAUAUUCGCGGGCGUCAUGACAGGCACGCUGCGCCCCGGGCUGCCCGCCGGCUGCGACCCCGCGUGGGCGUCGCUCAUGCAGGACUGCUGGCAGGGCAACCCGCGGCUGCGGCCGACGUUCAUGGAGAUCAUACACAGGCUCGAGGCCAUGCUGCAGCGGUGGGGCGCGGCGGCGGCAGCAGGAGCGGGGGCAGCGGCGGGGGCGGGGGCGGCUGCGGCGGGCGGCGGCGGCGGCGUCGCCCUACAGGCGGGCGGCGGACCCGGUGGGAAGUGA